UGUCCCUUCGUCCUGCCUGUGUGCCUGCCACGCCCGCAUCACCCCUUCGGUCGCCUCAUGGCUGCGACCUGCGAGAUCAGCAACGUGUUCAGCAACUACUUCAGCACAAUGUACAGCCCUGAGGACCCCGCGCUGGCCUCUGUGCCCCCCGCUGCCCCCUUUGGGGCCGAUGACCUCACGCUGUCCCGGAGCGACGCCCAGAUGCUGCCGGAGGGCCCAGAGAAGGCCAGCUGGUCGAGGGAGCAGCCCCAGUUCUGGUCCAAGGCCCAGGUGCUGGACUGGAUCAGCUACCAGGUGGAGAAAAACAAGUUUGACGCCAGCACCAUCGACUUCUCGCGCUGCGACAUGGACGGGGCCACGCUCUGCCGCUGUGCGCCCGAGGAGCUGCGCGGGGUCUUCGGGCCGCUGGGCGACCAGCUCUACGCCCAGCUGUGGGACCUCACUUCCAGCUUUUCCGACGAGCUGAGCUGGAUCAUUGACCUGCUGGAGCAGGACAGCAUGUCGUUCCAGGAGACCCUGGGGGACCCGGGCCCCUUUGACCAGGGAAGCCCCUUCGGCCCCGAGGUGCCCGAGGACAGGCGGCAGCCCAGCCCCUACCGCCUGGGCGGCUAUGGCGCAGGAGCCCCGUCUCCCGGCUGCUCCGACGUCUCCACCGCAGGGACCGGCGCUUCUCAGAGCUCCCCGUGCUCGGACUCCUCCGGGGGCAGCGACGUGGACCUCGACCCGUCGGACAGCAAGCUCUUCCCCAGGGACGGCUUCCCUGACUACCAGAAGGAGGACCCCAAGCACGGGAAGCGGAAACGGGGCCGGCCGCGGAAGCUGAGCCGGGAGUCUCGGGACAGCCUGGAGGGCAGGAAGAGCAAGCACGCCCCCAGAGGCACCCACCUGUGGGAGUUCAUCCGGGACAUCCUCAUCCACCCCGAGCUGAACGAGGGCCUGAUGAAGUGGGAGAACCGGCAGGAGGGCGUGUUCAAGUUCCUGCGCUCCGAGGCCGUGGCGCAGCUGUGGGGCCAGAAGAAGAAGAACAGCAGCAUGACCUACGAGAAGCUGAGCAGGGCCAUGAGGUACUACUACAAGCGGGAGAUCCUGGAGCGCGUGGACGGCCGGCGGCUUGUCUACAAGUUCGGCAAAAACUCCAGUGGCUGGAAGGAGGAGGAGGUGGCCGGGAGUCGGAACUGAGGGGCCACGGGGGCCGAGACGGACACAUGGACUUGAGGCCAGUGGCCCCUAUCGCGUGGACCGCUGUGCUGCAGAGGCAGCCGAGGCUCUGGGGUCUCCCCAGCCGCCUCUCCGUGGAACUACAAGCCCAGGGCUGAGAGUGACUGGUCCACCGACGAUGCUCCACAUGUGGCUCCUGGUGCCUUCUGGUGCCCGACCCAGACCCUGGCUGCGGCCACCCUCAUCCUGCGGGCACCCGGACGGUGGCUGGGAGGCGGGGGAGGCCCGGACCCGUGAGCGAGGGGACAGGGCCCUGUGCCUUGGUUCUGGACUGGCUUCCGCCCCCCUCCCCACUCCCAAGCUCAGGCUCCGCAGGCGGGGGUCAGAGCACUCCCUAAUUUAUGUGCUAUACGUAUGUCAGAUGUACAUAGAGAUCUAUUUUUUCUAAGACAGGCCCCUGAGUGUGCUCAGACCCGCAGCGGCGAGGGUGCUGGGCUCUCAGGGUGGGGCUCCGGCUCCUUCUCCCGAAUG
Pteronotus mesoamericanus is the source of this 1689-nucleotide messenger RNA. RefSeq names its product E74 like ETS transcription factor 3 (gene ELF3). Gene Ontology annotation, cellular component: nucleus. The transcript has 9 exons. Bases 58 to 1179 code for a protein of 373 amino acids. The record is from RefSeq and is a predicted model, not a curated record. Gene Ontology annotation, molecular function: DNA-binding transcription factor activity, RNA polymerase II-specific; sequence-specific DNA binding. NCBI's taxonomy places the organism in Eukaryota, Metazoa, Chordata, Mammalia, Chiroptera, Mormoopidae. Gene Ontology annotation, biological process: regulation of transcription by RNA polymerase II; cell differentiation.